UUGAUCGAAUUUCUACGACAAGAGUGGCCACGGACACUCUAUUUGUGUCGAAAUAGCCUGCUUGAGAGACGCCUAGCCGCUAGCCUCCCUACUAGUUCCCGUACCUGAAUCAGCCACAUUCCAAGAUAUACCCCCAAUACGAGUAAUCCAAAUGUCCAGCCAUCAGUCCUUUCCCCAAUUUCCCCGACUUCCUGCAGAAAUUAGACGCCUAAUCUGGAUUCAUGCCCUACCUAGAGGCCGUAUCCAACUCUUUGCCAAGAAUGUCCCUUGGGAAAACUGGCGUCUAUUACCGCCACUUAUUGCUCAUGUCAGCCAAGAAUCACGAGAAGUCGCUAUUAACAACUCAGUUGUUCGAGGCUUCCCAACCGCGGAGGACGUUCAGACUACCACGUGGUUCAUAGGCUCUCGAGACAUCCUCGAACUCCAUAGCGGUUAUCCGUAUCCAUUAUCGAAUCCAGAACCCUUCUUCUCUGCAGCGGAGAGAAUAGCUAUUAACGCUGGCGAUUUCGAAGGGGAAAUUGAAGUGGUUGUUAGAGACUUGAUCGAGGGACACCGCUUUCACAGCGUGAAGAUGGUUUAUUUAAUAGUCGAUCAAAUUGAGACAGCAUACUGGCCUAGAUUUAGACCAGAUAUAACCGAACAAGACAAGGGAAAAGGGUCGAUUCUUGACUUAUGCAGUGACGAGGAUCAAAAGAAAAUCGAUGCAUAUAAGACAUGGGCUCGCUUCCAGGAGAUGUCGCCUGUAUUCCCUCGACGUGACGAGGUGGAACUCGCUCUCAGAUCAAGUUUGGAUAAGGUCAUAUUGGACGAGAUUCGUGGUUACCAUGAGAGAUUAUUACAUCAGGGCAGACACCUCGAAGAUGCGGCCAGGGGAUCAUUCCCUACGAAUACACCCAUUAGUUCGGAUCAUCCGUGGAUACUUCAGCAGUGGAGGCGGUUGCCCGAAUUCCGGCCAGCACUUUUGGUUUUAGGAUGGCGAUAAAGGGGAAAAUGGUUAACGAAACGGCAGAACGAUUAGGAUGGAAUACACAGCCAGAUUGUGACAUAGAUGUUCAUCAUUCCCCCACGAUUAAUUUCAUGGUGCACCUAGCCUUCAAUUACUUAAUACGUUGGACUGUUAUAUAUAAUCAAGAUAAUUCUGGAUGAUACCUAGGUACUUAAGUACCUUGACGAAAUACUUACACACGGAGUAGUACAAGCGGAGUAACUCUCCUGUGGCUUGCAUCUGUGGCUGGCUGAGUUGGUGGGUAAUCAAGGAUGAUCCAAUCAAAGUGAGACCGGCCUUCCCGACACGUUCAAGGUUCCUCCCUUUCCAUUUUGAAGGAUUUAGCGGAGUUUUCCCGUGCCGAGGUGGGAUAGGUGGCUUGCUCGCUCACCUCCCC
Hypoxylon trugodes is the source of this 1382-nucleotide messenger RNA. RefSeq lists its product as uncharacterized. The transcript has a single exon. NCBI's taxonomy places the organism in Eukaryota, Fungi, Ascomycota, Sordariomycetes, Xylariales, Hypoxylaceae. Bases 152 to 982 code for a protein of 276 amino acids. The record is from RefSeq and is a predicted model, not a curated record.